Molecule: messenger RNA, 1713 nt
Organism: Drechmeria coniospora
Lineage: Eukaryota; Fungi; Ascomycota; Sordariomycetes; Hypocreales; Ophiocordycipitaceae
Product: d-3-phosphoglycerate dehydrogenase
Exons: 1
Coding region: 1-1713 (570 amino acids)
Biological process (GO): L-serine biosynthetic process
Molecular function (GO): phosphoglycerate dehydrogenase activity; NAD binding
Source: RefSeq, a predicted model, not a curated record
AUGACGCCGUCCGCCACGCAAGCCGUGUCCGGCGGGGCAGAAGCCCAUCGUCCUCGCAUCCUCGUGCCCGAGAAGAUAUCCGAGGAUGGCCUCGCCCUCCUGACGCCUCACUUCGACGUCGACGUCAAGUUGGCCCUCUCGCCCGAUGAGCUGACGCAAAUCAUCCCCGGCUAUCACGGCCUCAUAGUCAGGUCGGAGACCAAGGUGACGUCCGAGGUGCUGCGAGCGGGCCGGAAGCUCGGCGUCGUCGCCCGCGCCGGCGUCGGCGUCGACAACAUCGACGUGGCCGCCGCCACCAACGAGGGCAUCAUCGUCAUCAACUCGCCGUCCGGCAACAUCCGAGCCGCGGCCGAGCACACGGUGGCCCUCCUUCUCGCCACGGCCCGCAACGUCGGCCGCGCCGACGGCAGCGUCAAGGCUGGCCGCUGGGACCGCGGCAAGCUUGUCGGCGUCGAGGUCGGUAGAAAGGUUCUCGGCAUCGUCGGUCUCGGCAAGGUCGGCUUGAACGUCGCCCGCAUGGCCAAGGGCCUCGGCAUGCACGUCCUGGCCGUCGACCCCUUCGCGAGCGCCGACAUGGCACGCCAGGCCGGCGUCGAGCUGAUGGUGGAGCUCAAGGACCUGCUUGCCACGGUGGACUUCCUCACCAUCCACACGCCCCUGCUGGCCACGACCAUGGACCUCAUCGGCGAGGCCCAGUUCCGGAUGAUGAAGAAGACGGCCUACGUGCUCAACGUCGCCCGCGGCGGCGUCUACAACGAGGCCGCCCUGCUCGACGCCCUCGACGCCGGCACCAUCGCCGGCGCCGGCCUCGACGUCUUCACGUCGGAGCCGCCGGCCGAGGGCUCGACGGCGGCGCGCCUCGCGCGCCACCCCAAGGUCACGGCCACGCCCCAUCUCGGCGCCUCGACGGUCGAGGCGCAGGAAAACGUCUCCAUGGACGUCUGCACCCAGAUGCUCGAGAUCCUGCGCGGCGGCCUUCCGACGAGCGCCGUCAACGUGCCCAUCAUCCUGCCGGAAGAGUACCGGAAGCUGCAGCCGUCGGUGCAGCUCGUCGAGAAGAUGGGCCGCCUGUACACGCAGCACUUCGUGAGGGCCAAGGGCGGCAUGGUCGGCGGCCACCGCUUCGAGCUCAUCUACCGAGGCGAGCUCGCCGGCAUGCCCAACACGAAGCCGCUGUACGCGGCACUCGUCAAGGGGCUGGUGGCCUCCUUUAGCGAUUCCAACGUCAACAUCGUCAACGCGACGGUGAUUGCGCGGGAGAAGGGCAUCGUCAUCAACGAGACGCACGCGCGCGAGUCGCAGGACAUGACCUACUCGAACCUCGUCACCCUUCGCUCCGUCGCCGACGCCAAGACGGGCACGUCCGAGCAGAUCAUCGAAGGCUACGCCUCGGACAAGAGGGUCUACAUCUCCAAGCUCGACCGCUUCAACGCCACCUUCCAACCCGACGGCACGCUGAUCAUACUGCACAACUACGACAAGCCGGGCAAGAUCGGAGGCGUCGGCAUGGUGCUCGGCUCCCACGGCAUCAACAUACGCUUCAUGCAGGUCGCCAGCUUGGGGCGGGAGUGUCUCCAGGACCACGACGGCCGCGCCCAGCAAGACGAGGAAGCGCUCAUGAUCUUGGGCGUCGACGGGGACGUCGACGACGUCGUCCUUGACGGCUUGAGGGCAUCCGACGGUGUUCUCGACGUGAGCCUGGUCAACCUGUGA